CUGUCAGACCACCAAAAUUUUUAAUUCUUCUAAUUCUAUCCGAGCGCAUUUGGAAAAGAAGACAGGACAAUGAGUCUCUCAGCCAAGGACAAGGCCACAGUUAAGGCUUUCUGGAGCAAAGCCGGCGGAAAGGCCGAUGAAAUCGGUGCCGAGGCACUGGGCAGAAUGCUUACCGUGUACCCCCAGACGAAGACUUACUUCGCCCACUGGUCUGAUCUGAGCCCCGGAUCCGCUCAGGUGAAGAACCAUGGAAAGACCAUCAUGGGAGCCGUCACCGAUGCCGUCGGUAAAAUAGACGACCUGCAAGGUGCCCUGAGCAGCCUCAGCGAGCUGCACGCUUUCAAACUGCGAAUUGAUCCGGCCAACUUCAGGAUCCUGUCCCACAACCUCAUCGUAUGCUUCGCCUUGUACUUCCCGGCUGACUUCACUCCUGAGGUCCACGUGUCAGUUGACAAGUUCUUGGCCAAUGUGGCUCUGGGUCUUUCUGAGAGAUACCGCUAAAUUUCACUGGAUGUCAGUCCAGCACCGCAAAGCGCAUGAAUAAGAAUCAAUAAAACUCUCUGAGAAUCAAUGGCA
Paramormyrops kingsleyae is the source of this 576-nucleotide messenger RNA. RefSeq names its product hemoglobin subunit alpha-like. Gene Ontology annotation, cellular component: blood microparticle; hemoglobin complex; haptoglobin-hemoglobin complex. Gene Ontology annotation, biological process: oxygen transport; hydrogen peroxide catabolic process. NCBI's taxonomy places the organism in Eukaryota, Metazoa, Chordata, Actinopteri, Osteoglossiformes, Mormyridae. The record is from RefSeq and is a predicted model, not a curated record. Gene Ontology annotation, molecular function: haptoglobin binding; organic acid binding; oxygen binding.